Messenger RNA from Sardina pilchardus (European sardine), 1179 nucleotides. RefSeq names its product microfibril-associated glycoprotein 4-like. The transcript has 7 exons. Lineage: Eukaryota; Metazoa; Chordata; Actinopteri; Clupeiformes; Clupeidae. Gene Ontology annotation, biological process: elastic fiber assembly. Bases 226 to 1047 code for a protein of 273 amino acids. The record is from RefSeq and is a predicted model, not a curated record.
GGAAGUGCCUGGGCUGUGGUACCCUCACAACUCAGAGGCCGCAGCUUUCCUAUACAGCAUAAUGAAUUUUCGACACUGCAGCCACACCGCUGGUUGGUGGAAGUGAUUGAGUGCCUGCUGCACAAUGCAGUCACACAAACACAUCAGAACAGAAUAUUCAUACUGAAUCACUAUGUCAGUGGCGUUAUCCUGAAUGGGACCAGGGAGGAAGUGAGGCGUCACACCAUGCCCAAGGAAUCUCACAACACCGUGGUGGUCAGUCCAUGUGAUUUUGUCCCAGAGACUCAAAGCUGUUUGGAUAAAGGCGAAAUGCAGGUUUGCUGGAUCAUAGCUCUAAUCCUACCCCUAGUGGUCAACUCAGUCACUGCUGAGGGUAGGCUGCCAACCAACUGUGAGGACAUCUUCAAAGCUGGCCACACCCUCAACAGUGUGUACACCAUCUACCCCACAGGGCCUAGCGUACCUGUGCAGGUGUACUGCGACAUGGGCUGUGACAACAACCAUGUCCAUGACGAAGGCAGGUGGACGGUGAUCCAGAGGAGAAUGGAUGGCACAGUGAACUUCUACAGGCCCUGGGAUCAGUACAAGAUCGGAUUUGGGAACCAGGAUGGAGAAUACUGGCUGGGACUGGAGUGGCUCCACCAGCUCACCAGGAAGAAGAGGUACGAGCUGAGGGUGGACAUGGAGGACUUUGGGGGGGGGCAGGUCCACGCCCAGUACUCCUCCUUCUCUGUGGCCUCUGAGGCCAACGGCUACCAGCUGCAGGUGUCUGGAUACAUAGACGGAGGAGCAGGUGAUGCCCUCGUUUAUCACAAUGGAAGGAAGUUCACUACCUUCGACAGGGACCAGGAUCUGUCCUCCUCUGAGAACUGCGCUCUGUUUUACUUUGGGGCCUUCUGGUACAACAACUGCCACCACACCAACCCCAACGGGCUCUACAUGUGGGGCGCCCACAGUCGCUAUGGCCACGGGGUCAUCUGGCAUCAGUGGAAAGGGUUUCAUUACUCCCUGAAAUCCAUCACCAUGAAGAUCAGACCAGUGUCUUAGUGAUGAUGAGGAUGAUGAUGAUGGUGGUGGUGUUAAUGUUGAUGUUUAUGAUUAUGAUGACACCGUAUGUGUAUAAGUUCAUAAGGGUAGGAGCAGGCUUCCCUCAAGAGUUAUAUUAUUUUUAGAGUGUUG